CUCCCCCUUCCCGGAGCCCCGAGGGGCCGGAGCUCCUGGCGGUGCGGGAUCCUGACGGCGGCCUUCCCCUGGGUCUGAACGCAAGAAAUGAGAAAGAAACAGCGUCCCUGGAUGUCCUUCCGGGGCGCUCAGGCGGCUUCGCUACAAAAUAAAACUGGUUGACACCGGAUGUGUUUCCUCCAGACUAAGUCCAUCUUCCGGCCUGGGCCCGCAGCUGCGGAAGCCUCAAUCCCAAAUUUGUGAGUCGAUUGUGACAAUGGCUGCUGAAUCUGAAGUUCUGCACUUCCAGUUUGAACAGCAAGGAGAUGUGGUCUUGCAGAAAAUGAAUCUCUUGAGACAGCAGAAUUUAUUUUGUGAUGUAUCAAUUUAUAUUAAUGACACUGAGUUCCAGGGGCACAAAGUGAUUUUGGCUGCUUGUUCUACUUUCAUGAGAGAUCAGUUUUUACUCACACAAUCAAAACAUGUCAGAAUCACCAUCCUGCAAAGUGCGGAAGUUGGAAGAAAAUUGUUACUCUCUUGCUAUACUGGCGCACUAGAAGUUAAAAGAAAAGAACUUUUGAAAUAUUUGACUGCUGCCAGUUACCUUCAGAUGGUUCACAUUGUGGAAAAGUGCACAGAAGCUUUGUCAAAGUAUCUGGAAAUUGAUCUUGCCAUGAAAAAUAACCAACACACUGACCUGUGUCAGUCUUCUGAUCUGUAUCAUAAAAGUGAAGAAGAAAAUUCUGAAAGAGACUGUGAGAUAAUUGAAAUUUCAGAAGAUAGCCCAGUAAACAUAGAUUUCCAUGUUAAAGAAGAAGAAAACAAUGCAUUACAGUCUACAGUACAGAGCUUGACAUCAGAAAGAAAGGAAAUGAAGUCACCAGAGCUGUCUACAGUAGAUAUAGGUUUUAAAGACAAUGAAAUUUGUAUCCUCCAUGUAGAAUCUAUCAGUACAGCUGGUGUAGAAAAUGAGCAGUUUUCACAGCCUUGUACCUCAUCUAAAGCAAGCAUGUAUCUCUCUGAAACACAGCAUUCACUGAUCAAUUCUACAGUAGAAAGCAGAGUGGCAGAAUUUCCUGGAAAUCAAGGCCAGGGCUUAUUUUGUGAGAAUAUUAAUGGAAGUCAUGGCACAGUGAAUGAGAUUCAGAAUGUGGAAGAGAAUCAUACACUGAGGCACCAGUGCCCUAGGUGUCCUCGAGGGUUUCUUCAUGUUGAAAAUUAUCUUCGCCACCUUAAGAUGCAUAAAUUGUUCUUGUGCUUACAGUGUGGAAAAACAUUCACACAAAAGAAAAAUCUUAACCGGCAUAUUCGAGGGCAUAUGGGCAUACGACCUUUUCAGUGUACUGUGUGCUUAAAGACCUUUACUGCCAAAAGCACACUUCAAGACCACUUGAACAUACAUAGUGGGGAUCGGCCAUACAAGUGCCAUUGUUGUGAUAUGGAUUUCAAGCACAAAUCUGCCCUCAAAAAACACUUAACUUCUGUUCAUGGCAGAAGUAGUGGUGAAAAACUCUCUAGGCCUGAUCUGAAAAGGCAAAAUCUAUUAUAAUUGGAAUUGUGGACUUGCUCUGUAAAUCUUGUGUCACUCUGUUGGGCAAGUCUUUGUGUAGAAAUGCAGCAUUUGUAAUACUGUACCCUCUCUCCUAAUUGAUAGGUUUUAUUUUCAGUCUGCCUGUGCAUACUAUUUUUUUCUGAACUAAAGUCAUGGGAGACUUGAUAAAACUGAUGGUAUGCUUUCUAUACUGUAUCAAUCUCAAAGAAAUAUAUGCCUGGAGAAAGUGUUCUUUUAAAUAUUCUCAAUUGUAAUUCAGAACAGUAUUUGCAGAUUCUGAUGUAUAUUCUCUAGGUAAUUGUUUUAAACAUUAAGUCCAAACAUAUAAUAACUUUAAUGAAUUAGGGUAACAAAAAAUAAAUUUAAAAAUACUAUUAUCAAUCACUGGUCACUUUAAGAACAAAUAGGAUUAGCAAAUUUUUUUUUCUUUCAACUUUUAGCCAGUGUUCUUAGGUCUAAACUAAGGUGCUUACAGUUUAGAACUAAGGUACCUGUAAUCUUAAACUAUAAAGAAACAAUUGAAAUUCACUUGGUGAUAGCCAAAAUACUUGCAUUGCUAUUUUUUAUCACUACAUAUACUUCAGAAUACAUAGGUCCAUGUUUCUUGAUUAUAUUUAAUACAAAUGGAAUUAAUAAUUUUGUGGCCAGUAAAAUAUCAUUGGCAUAAAGCUGUGAAAAAUUACUUUUCUAGAAAUUCCAGUUUUAUCAAAGAUACUUGUUUCACUGUGUCUUUCCUAAAGUUCCUCUUUAUGUUUUGUUAACAUUUGUUGACCUUUUAGGUAUAUAUGUCUAUGACUCUUAACACAUACACAUAUUUGUGCACUACCACUGCAGCUGAGAUGCAGAACAGUUCCACCACCCCUAAAAACUGCCUCAUGCUGUUCCUUGUUACUUCCUCCUAGUUACAAAUCGAUCUUCAUUGCUAUAAUUUUGCCUUUUCUGGAAUGUUAUCUAAAUGAAAUCUUAUUUUCACCCAACCAAACACCUUUGAAAUCAUUCAUGUGUUUAUCAAUUGGUCAUUCUUUUUAUUUUCACUUGUCUAUAUAUAUAUUCUGUCACCGAUGAAUGGUUUAAAUGUGGUUAGCUACUAAUAUUAUUAGUUAUAAUUCUUAAUUCACAUUAACAUUUUACAUUCACUAUGUUAAGAAAAAAUUCUUACCCAUCCCUAGAAUUAUAUUUCUGUAAAGUGCCAAAAGAAAAGCUGUAAUUCUGAUUAUUUUAGAGAUUAAUAUUUCAAACUGUGUUCUGAGCCCUAGCUUCUUGAUAUCCUUGUCUACAUAUAAUACAGAUAUUUUUGUUGUUGUAACAAAGAUCAAAGUAUAUUCCAGGGCAAAUCUCUUCUGAAACACAGGUAAUACUUUGAGUAAAGAAGUCUGACUGGAUGUAUCUUACUUUAAAAGUUAACACUUUAUUCCUUCUGUACUUACCUCACCUUUAUGUAGAAAUUCUACUGUAUUUAACUUUUACUGGUUCCCUUCUGUAUUUUAAAACAUAACAUACUUUUUAUCAUUUCUAAGAAUUUCAUGACGAAUUCCAUGUUGUUAUAAACAUUAAAUAUAGUUUUUGUGAUACUUUUAUGGAAAAGAUAUCCUCUAUUGAAUUUUAAAUCUGGAAGAGACUUUUUUAAAAUUCAAAUCUCUUAUUUGAUGAGAAAACUGACUUCAUAACUCUAGGUCACUAAUUCCUGAUAAUGGGCAGGUUCUUGAACUUUAAUUUACAGGUAUAAUAACAAUCCUUUUUAAGCUCUUUUUCCAGGACUAAAAAUACUAAAAUUUUACAUUUAAUUUUUCCAGUGCAAAAAAAGGGAGAGGGAGCAAAAGAGAAGAAUGUGUCUUUAUGGAUGUUACUAUUUGAGCACUCCAUCAGAGAUAAAAAUUUUUCUAAAUACUGUUCUUUAAUUUGAUAACAGUUUAAAGCUUAAUUUUCUUUGCCACUUGUAGUUGUGGCCAUUUAUAGUUGUGAAAACAUUUCCUUUUCAGAAAUCAUUUACUUGUGAUUAAGGUACUUUUCUUAUUUUUUUCUUCCUAGGAUGAAAUAUGGAGGGAGGGCUAAGGAUGGGAGAAGAGAAUUUUUUAAAAAACUGACUUUUUUGAGGAAUUGGUAUCUAUCUUGAAUGCUUGGUAAAAAAUUUUAGUUGAAACAAUGUCUAAGUGUACCUUGUCAGAUUGUUGUACUAGUUUUUGAACACUGAGAUUUUUGUGUAUGAGGAAGGUGUUUUGUAAAAGUGGUAAGUGUUAUUUAUAUUAUUUAUUCUGGUAAGUAGCACAGAGUAAUCUCAAAACAUUCCUAGGAGAGUAUCUGUUUGCAUGAUGUGUCUAAAAUAUCUCAGAAAAACAGAAUCUUAACAUGCAGGUAUCGCAAAGUAAGAUUUAUUCAUUUAAAAUACUUUUAAAGUUUUUGUUUCAGAUAUGACAGAAAAGUGUAAUAUCUUCUGAUUUCAGCCCCUUACUACAUAUACAUGUAUGAAAGAUCUUGAAAAGGUAGUUGUUAAAGAGAAAAUCCUUGUCCUUUUUCCUUGGAUGUAACUAUCUUAAAUGUUUACAUAAAAAAUAAACUGGAGGUAAGAAUAGAAAA
Messenger RNA from Cavia porcellus (domestic guinea pig), 4105 nucleotides. It is a transcript of the gene Zbtb6, whose product is annotated as zinc finger and BTB domain containing 6. The transcript has 3 exons. NCBI's taxonomy places the organism in Eukaryota, Metazoa, Chordata, Mammalia, Rodentia, Caviidae. The record is from RefSeq and is a predicted model, not a curated record. Gene Ontology annotation, molecular function: DNA-binding transcription factor activity, RNA polymerase II-specific; protein binding; RNA polymerase II cis-regulatory region sequence-specific DNA binding. Gene Ontology annotation, biological process: regulation of transcription by RNA polymerase II. Bases 257 to 1528 code for a protein of 423 amino acids.